AAGAAAAAGCAGCAGAAGUUCUCAGCCGGCGAAUUACUGAGUAGACCUCCAAUCAAGUCUCAAGAAGGCAUCCCCGAAAAACCCACAGGAAGUCAGCCAUUUUGGAGCUACAGGUGAUCAUCGUUUGUUCACUAAGGAGCGCGGCCGAGCGGACGCAACGGGAAUCGAACGCCCUCAGCCGACCUCCUCGGAGAUGAAGGCGAGAUGAGGCGGGAGGAGGGCGCGGAAGGCCGUCGGAGCUGCAGAUGAGGCGAGCGGAAGCGCAACUCGCCAUGUUGUUGAAGAGGAAGCUGUGCGUGGUGGUGGCCGUCGCCGCUGUCCUCCUCCUCAUGCUCGCCAGUCAAAGCAUCCAGACCAAGCACUUCCUGCAGCUGUCCUUGGCCACGCCCACCGCUGACAACACCAGUCAGGAGAUGGCGCCCCCUGUCGACGGCACCAGCACACACAGAACCGUCUCGCUUGAGGAUCAGCAGGAAAAAGGCGACACAAGGCCCUGCGGUUGUUCGGAGUCCUGCGUGUCGGAUGCGAGCGCAUCCGACUGGUUCCGCAGUCGCUACGAUCCCGCACAGCGGCCCGUCCUCCGUGGCGCUGAUGACCAGUUCGACCCCGACGCGCUCAAUUGGUGGUUGAGUCUCCAGCGUUCGGGGAAUGACCAGAGCGUGCAGGAAGUGAUGUCACGCAUGUUCCGGGUCAUCUCCCCGCCUCCCACGGACUUGGCGCCGCGGCCGUCACGGUGCCGCACUUGCGCCGUGGUGGGAAACUCGGGCAACCUGCACAAGUCGGAAUACGGGAAAGACAUCGACGCCCACGCCGCUGUCAUCCGGAUGAACAAGGCGGUGACGCGAGGAUUCGAAAAGGACGUGGGCAACCGCACCACGCAUCACUUCCUGUACCCGGAGAGCGCGGUAGACGUGGCCCGCGGCGUCAGUCUCAUCCUGCUGCCCUUCAAGAUCCGAGACCUGGAAUGGCUGACCAGCGCCUUGUCCACCGGAGAGGUCAAAAUGACGUACAUGCGGGUGAAGGAGCGAGUGCAGGCCGACAAAGACAAGGUGGUGGUGGUGAACCCGGCCUUCUUCAAGUACGUCCACGAGCGCUGGACGGAGCGCCACGGCCGCUACCCGUCCACCGGCAUGCUCGCCGUCGUCUACGCGCUGCACACCUGCGACCAGGUGUCUGUGUUCGGCUACGGCGCCGACCCGCAGGGCAACUGGCACCACUACUGGGAGGAGAACCGCUACGCGGGCGCCUUCCGCAAGACGGGCGUGCACAGCGCCGACUUUGAGACGCAGGUCAUCCGGCGGCUGGCGGACGAGCGGAAGAUCCGACUGCACGCGUGAACCCGCCGGACGGGCCGGACGUCCCGUGGCACUGAACAAACACGAACCUCGUCGUCCAUUUUGUGCCUUUUCCGCAACGCUGUGGGGGAAAAAAGUGUUUUGCUCUGAGGUGGGGAACGACCACACACACUAUUUGGGACUUUUGCCUUAUCUCGACAAUGAGUUUAGGGAUAAACCUUUUUUUUUUUUUUUUAAACUUUUUUUUUUUCGUUUUCCCCUUCUUCUCUCAUCGGAGCACUUUGUCUUAAGGAAAUGGCAGCCAUCUUCCUUUCCUCCCUCCUUUCGUUCAAACUGAACCAUUGCCGUCCAGUAAGUAUUGAUCCCCGUUUCUGUUAUGCCGCAGUCUUAUCAUCCAAAAUGCUUUCAAAUACAUUUUUUCUCCAAAGUUCUACAAACCAUAUCGCAUGAUGGAAGUGGGAAAAAAAAAAACGCACAUCAGGCUGACUUUUUUUUUUUUUUAAUUAACAUUUGUAUAAAAUAUGACCGUGAAAACAACUUUAUCCAAAUGUUAGUUAAAACCCCAAAAACACAAAUGUGUAUAUUGUAAUUCCCAGCCUACAGAGCGCACCUGUUUACAAGCCUCACCGAGUACAUUUCUAAAGGAAAUACCGUUUGGUACAAGCAUACCGCGACCGCGCUAACCCUAGCGCCGCGCUAACAGGGCUGGUUUAAAAAAAAAAAAAAAAAAAACAUCCCGGUAAAAAUCUGAGACACAACAGAAACACGCAGCGCAAAUAGGGCCGGAUCGGUAAAAGUCACUACGUACAAGUUUGUAGACAUCAAAAGACGAUGCACUCAUGUGACAUCAAAGACUAUUAACGUAAUUCCCGGCCUACAGAGCGCGCCUGGUUAUAAGCCUCACCAAGUACAUUUGUAACAGAAAUACCAUUUGGUACAUACGCCGCACCUGUGCAAAAGCCUCAAGUGCCUACAUUGAAACAUGAGAUAUUUACAAAGACUAAACAGAGAGUUUAAUGCUAGCGCUAAGGCUAGCGCCAUGCUAACGCUGGCGCUGUGCUAACAAGGCCGGAUUAAAAAAAAAAACAUACCAGUAAAAAUCACUGAGACACGGCAGAAACACGCUAGCUCGGUGCUAAAAGGGCCAGAUCGGUAAAAGUCACUAUGUACAAGUUUGUAAACAUCAAAAAACGAUACACUUGUGUGACAUCAAAGACUAUUAACGUAAUUCCCGGCCUACAGAGCGCACCUGGUUAUAAGCCUCACCGAGUACAUUUGUAAAGGAAAUGCCAUUUGGUACAUGCACACGCCGCUGCGCUAAUGCUGUGCUAAUGCUAGCGCCGUGCUAACGACCUGCUAACAG
Molecule: messenger RNA, 2658 nt
Organism: Syngnathoides biaculeatus (alligator pipefish)
Lineage: Eukaryota; Metazoa; Chordata; Actinopteri; Syngnathiformes; Syngnathidae
Gene: st3gal8
Product: ST3 beta-galactoside alpha-2,3-sialyltransferase 8
Exons: 10
Coding region: 246-1337 (363 amino acids)
Molecular function (GO): beta-galactoside (CMP) alpha-2,3-sialyltransferase activity
Source: RefSeq, a predicted model, not a curated record